Messenger RNA from Salarias fasciatus (jewelled blenny), 6288 nucleotides. RefSeq names its product strawberry notch homolog 1 (Drosophila) (gene sbno1). Gene Ontology annotation, cellular component: nucleus. The record is from RefSeq and is a predicted model, not a curated record. Gene Ontology annotation, molecular function: histone binding; chromatin DNA binding. Gene Ontology annotation, biological process: regulation of DNA-templated transcription. Lineage: Eukaryota; Metazoa; Chordata; Actinopteri; Blenniiformes; Blenniidae.
GGGUCACGUGACGUGGUAUUAGCUCGCGGACUCUGCUUUGUUUUUAUCGUUUGCGCAAACCUUAAAGAAAUGCGCGAAUCGUGGCUUUUACCGCACCGCGGUAGUCGGGGGAUGCCCGACGGGCCUCCCGCAGGGCCCUGGGCUGCGGAGCGACGCGCAGGACGGAUCGACGGCGGAGCUCGCGGCGGCAGCUGUGGGGAACCCGCGCGUCACGUGACCGGCAUGCGGCGGAGCGUUUGAUAAAAAGAUGGCGUGAGCGCGGCGGAGCGGAGAGGACAACAACUCGCGGAGGAGAGAGCAGCGGGAGCAGCGGCCGACAGCCAGAUGGAUCCCGGACAGGAUUUACUGCUCGCCGCUCUCAGCGAGAGCGGCAUCUGCCCCGACAUGGGCCUCUUCGACGUCGAUUCUCAGGACGCUGCUCAGCCCUCGACGACCCAGCAGUCGAUCUCCAUUAGUGCCCUGGAUGUGGCGGCGGGAGCCGAGCCAGCCGAGGCGGUGCGAGCCGACCCUCCAGCUGCAGUCCCCAUCGUGACAAUCCGGCAGCACAAGCCUCAGCCAUCCACCACCACCUUUGUCUUAAACCAGCUGAACCAGCUGCCGUCGCUCGGCGCCGUGGUGACCAAGCAGUCCGCCACCAACCCCAUCAAACACACCAUCACCGUCACCAAGGUGGUGCACGUGGCCAACUCGGCGCUGCGGGGCCCGUCCACGCCCCCCUCCGCCGCCGCGCCCCCGGCAGCCUCCACGGUAGUGCCUUCAAACAGAGAGCAGAUCCAGCUCAAAGACCUCCUCCGCACCGGCGCCAUGAAGAGCGCCGGCCUGAAGGGGAACAGCCUGAUGGAGCUGAUGAAGCUGAAGCCUCCGCCCGACAUCGCUCCGCCGGUGGCCACGGCCACCGCCACAGGGCCAGGGGAAGCAAACAACGGGAUCAAGAAGGAGGCGUCGAGUAAAGACGCUCCGCGGAUCUGGAUCAACGACGACGUCAAGCUGCAGAACUUCUCUCACUCCCUGAAGACGCCGGGCGUGAAGGAGGAGGAGGAGCCCGAGGAGGAGGAGGAGGACGAGCUGGGCCACGCCGAGACCUACGCCGAGUACAUGCCGCUGAAACUGAGGAUCGGCCUGCGACACCCGGACCCCGUGGUGGAGACCAGUUCUCUGUCCAGCGUCAGUCCGCCGGACGUCUGGUACCGGCUGUCCAUCCCGGAGGAGACCAUCGACCGGGGCUCGCUGUCCGCCCUGCAGCUGGAGGCCAUCACCUACGCAGCUCAGCAACACGAGACCUUCCUCCCCAGCGGCGACCGGGCUGCCUACCUGAUCGGGGACGGCGCCGGCGUGGGGAAAGGCCGCACCAUCGCAGGGAUCAUCUACGAGAAUUACCUCCUGGGCCGGAAGCGCUCGCUGUGGUUCAGCGUUUCCAACGACCUGAAGUACGACGCCGAGCGCGACUUGAGAGACAUCGGCGCCAAAAACAUCCAGGUUCACUCCCUGAACAAGUUCAAGUACGGGAAAAUCUCCUCCAAACACAACGGCAGCGUGAAGAAGGGCGUGAUCUUCGCCACCUACUCCUCGCUGAUCGGAGAGAGCCAGUCGGGAGGGAAGUACAAGACGCGCUUCGACCAGCUGCUGCACUGGUGCGGCGAGGACUUCGAUGGAGUCAUCGUGUACGACGAGUGUCACAAGGCCAAGAACGUGUGUCCGAUCGGCUCCUCCAAGCCCACCAAGACGGGCCUGGCGGUGCUGGAGCUGCAGAACAAGCUGCCCAAAGCCCGGGUGGUGUACGCCAGCGCCACAGGAGCCUCGGAGCCUCGGAACAUGGCCUACAUGAACCGGCUGGGAAUCUGGGGCCACAAGACCCCCUUCAGAGAGUUUGGGAACUUCAUCCAGGCCGUGGAGCGAAGGGGCGUGGGCGCCAUGGAGAUCGUGGCGAUGGACAUGAAGCUGCGGGGGAUGUACAUCGCUCGCCAGCUGAGCUUCACCGGCGUCACCUUCAAGAUCGAGGAGGUUCCUCUGAGCCACAAGUACAUCGGCAUGUACAACAAAUCAGUGCGGCUGUGGGUCAGCGCCCGUGAGAAGUUCCAGCAGGCUGCGAACCUCAUGGACGCCGAGCAGCGCAUGAAGAAGUCCAUGUGGGGCCAGUUCUGGUCGGCCCACCAGCGCUUCUUCAAGUACCUCUGCAUCGCCUCCAAGGUCCGCCGGGUGGUGCAGCUGGCCCGGGAGGAGGUGCAGAACGGCAAGUGUGUGGUGAUCGGCCUGCAGUCCACCGGUGAAGCUCGGACUCUGGAGGCUCUGGAGGAAGGAGGAGGAGAACUCAACGACUUCGUCUCCACCGCAAAGGGCGUGCUGCAGUCCCUCAUCGAGAAGCACUUCCCCGCUCCGGACCGACAGAAGCUCUACAGCCUGCUGGGAAUCGACCUCUCGGCCAAGAAGACGCCGUCUCCCAGCGAGGCCGCCGCCGCCGCGCAGCGCGAGCAGAAGGGCAAGAAACGGAAAGCCCCGGAGGUGAAGAAGCAGCAGCAGAAGAAGAAGAAGAAGCCGCGGCGGCACGGCGGCCUGUCGGGGACCAGCUCCGAGGACAGCCAAUCGGACGAGUCGGACGGCGAGUCGGCGGCGGACAGCGACGACAGCUUCAAGUCGGUCAGCUCGGCCGAUGAGGACGACGACUUCAACCCCUUCCGGGACGAGUCGGACGACGAGGACGAGGACGACCCGUGGCUGAUCCGGAAGGAGCCGAAGAAAGGGAAGGAGAAGAAGAAGAAGCGCAGGAAGAGCAUCGACCCCGACUCCAUCCAGAGUGCCUUGCUGGCGUCCGGACUGGGCGCCACCCGCCCGGCGUUCAGCGCCCCGGUCCACACCCCCAGCGCCCCGGCCCCAGUGGCGAAGGCGGAGAGCGCCGACGGCGUGCUGACCAGCCAGGACGCCGUGGAGCGCGCCCAGAGGAUGAAGCGCGACCUCCUGGAGCAGCUGGAGGAGCUGGCCGAGGACCUGCCGCCCAACACGCUGGACGAGCUCAUCGACGAGCUGGGGGGGCCGGAGAACGUGGCGGAGAUGACGGGCAGGAAGGGCCGGGUGGUGAGCAACGACGACGGCAGCAUCACGUACGAGUCCCGCUCCGAGCUGGACGUCCCGGUGGAGAUCCUCAACCUGACGGAGAAGCAGAGGUUCAUGGACGGAGAGAAGAACAUCGCCAUCAUCUCGGAGGCCGCCAGCUCGGGGAUUUCCCUGCAGGCCGACCGCCGAGUGAAGAACCAGCGGCGGCGGGUCCACAUGACGCUGGAGCUGCCCUGGAGCGCCGACCGGGCCAUUCAGCAGUUCGGGAGAACUCACCGCUCCAACCAGGUCACGGCUCCGGAGUACGUCUUCCUCAUCUCCGAGCUGGCCGGAGAGCAGCGCUUCGCCUCCAUCGUGGCCAAACGGCUGGAGAGCCUGGGGGCGCUCACUCACGGAGACAGGCGGGCGACGGAGACUCGGGAUCUCAGCAGGUUCAACUUCGACAACAAGUACGGCAGGAACGCUCUGGAGAUCGUCAUGAAGUCCAUCGUGAAGCUGGACUCGCCGCUCGUGUCGCCGCCGGCCGACUUCAAGGGAGACUUCUUCAAAGAGAUCCAGGGCGGGUUGAUAGGCGUGGGUCUGAUCAACGUGGAGGACCGGUCCGGAGCGCUGAUGCUGGAUAAAGACUACAACAACAUCGGGAAGUUCCUGAACCGGAUCCUGGGCAUGGAGGUGCAGCAGCAGAACGCCCUGUUCCAGUACUUCUCCGACACGCUGGCCGCCGUCAUCCAGGAGGCCAAGAAGAACGGCCGCUACGACAUGGGAAUUCUGGACCUCGGCUCUGGAGACGAGAAGGUGAAGAAGAUGGACUGCAGGAAGUUCCUCACGCCGGGAUACACAGCGUCCGGACACGUGGAGCUCUUCACCGUGGGUGUGGAGCGGGGGAUGUCCUGGGAGGAAGCCACUCUGGCCUGGGCGGAUCAGAACGGACCAGACGACGGCUUCUACGUUCAGAUGAGGAACAACAAGAAAACCUCCAUCCUGGUGAAGGAGGUCAACGCCAAGAAGAUGCUGUUCCUGGUCUACAGACCCAACACCGGCCCGCCAGCUCAAGCUGGAGACGUAGCAGACCUGAAGAAGAGUUCAAGAAGGUGGGUUCUGUCUGAAGAUGCCAAACAGCACUGGACCGACCUAUACAAGCUGUCGGCCAAGAUCUGCUCCCACGCCUACUGGCGCGGGAACUGUAAGAAGGCGUCGGUGGGGCUGCAGUGCGAGGUGGGGCUGCGCUGCCGGACCUACUACGUCCUGUGCGGCUCGGUGCUGAGCGUGUGGAACGAGCUGGAGGAGGUUCUGACGCCCGUCAGCGACCACGUCAAGGUGCAGAUCGUCCGGCUGCGCACCGAGGACGGCCAGAGGAUCGUCGGUCUGAUCAUUCCAGCCAACUGCGUCUCUCCGCUCAUCAACAAGCUGUCCACGUCGGACCAGAGCCAGCAGCUGGCGGUGCAGGAGCAGCAGAAGAGGCAGCAGCUCCACCCUCAGAGCCUGAGCCACGCCGCCUUCACAUAGUCCCAGUGAGGCGCCCCCCCCUCCCCCCUGCACCAACCCGGGACCCCGGGGGCGGCGGCGCCUUCCUGUAUAGCAGUGGUUGUACAGAAGAACAAAGUUGAGUUUUUUUUUCGUUUGUUUUUUAAAGUUUUCACCUGGAGAGCGGCGGCGGCGCUCCGUCCUCUGACAUUCAGGGGGCGGAGCUUUGAUCCCAGGGCCAGUUGGAGCACAGACUUGUUUUUUUUUCCUCCUUUUGUUUUGUUUCUUGUGUUUGUCUCCCGGAUCUGGGACAGAGCGGAUAAUAAAAACCACUCGAACGAGGAGUCGUUUUCUCCGGGCAUUUCUCCCCCUCUUCACCCCCCAUCACCACCACAGACUGACGUGCAGAGGAGGGAGGAGCUCUCCUCACCGACCUCUUCUUCAAUCCUCUCUCAUACUGAACACAGCCCGCGAACUUCCACGCUCCACCUGCUGGCGGGAGCGGUAACACACUGCUCCAUGACCAAAAACAGGAAGGUUCUGCCGGGUUCUCGGUUCUCCGCUCACACUCAUUGUGUCGCUGUUUUUUUUUUUUUUUUAAUAUCACUACCUGAAGAUUGAAUACAACUGUUAGAACUUGGAGUUUAGAGCAGAACGUGAUGGAGUUCAUUCAGAACCAGGAAGCUCGAUCUCCGGUCCAGUCGGCCCGGUCCCUGGUACAGCUGGACCGGUCCCCGGUCAGAUCUCCGGUCCAGUCGGCCCGGUCCCUGGUACAGCUGGACCGGUCCCCGGUCAGAUCUCCGGUCCAGUCGGCCCGGUCCCUGGUACAGCUGGACCGGUCCCCCGGUCAGAUCUCUGGUCAGUGUGGUUCCUUCUCCUCGUCUGCUUCCAAAACAUUCUCAUGUUUGCAGGUCUUUUAAGGCUCCUUUGAGGCAUUUCUCUUCAUUUCCCGAUGCUCCUGAAGAGAAUCGGUCCAAUCAGCCAAGGAAUUGUGGGAAAUGUGAAAACUGAACCAUCAUCUGUUUCUCUCUGAUUUUGUUGCCUUUUUUUUUUUUUUUUUUUUUUUUAAUCAUCAUUGUAGAAGAACAUCCACUCAGGGCGUAAACUGGUACAAAGAAAGCUCCUCGUCCAUCAGUCAGCAUUCAGUCUGUGAAGCCGAGCACUCAGGUGGUUCCCACGUCGCCCAGAACGCGAGCAGAACGUCUCAGUCCGACCCAGAAACGUUAAAAUUUAAAGCUACGUUUUAAUGAAAAAAGGACAGAAAAGGGGUGAAUCGCAGAAGCUUCCGUUGUCUGAGGAGUUCACACGCCAACGGUGCGACUUUUCGAAAACGCUUCGUCUCUAUUGGAAACGCAGCGUUUUCACAACGUUGACGAGUAAAAAUGAAACUUGUUUAAACCAAUCGAUGUAAACCAUUGUUUAAAUUGUCGUUUGUUUCAACUGAUUUUCUGCUUUGAAAGAGUUUUCAAAGCCUCGGUCCCGGGCCCCCAGAUCCCGCCCCCCAGGGGGCCACAGACCUCCGGUUGGGAACCACUGCUGCAGUCGCUGCAGCUGGACGGCGGACAGACCAAAAGACGCUGGGACACCUGACUGAGCCGUGUCCUCCUCCUGCUCGUGCACGGCGGGACGGCCGUGCUCCUCCUCCUCCUCCUCCUCCUCAGAUCGAAACACUUGAAGGACUUUCCGUUUCCGGGUUCCAUCACUGCACGAGUUGCACUACUGACUCCAGCUGUACAGGAAGGAGUGCGAUGCUCAAUAAAAGCUUGGUUUACUUUA